AUGUGGGAGCGCCUCACACAAUCACCCAACUUCACAUCUGAACACAUGUUGCCCGCUUUAUCGCCACCCCACCAGCGAUUAACGACGUCCAAAAAAAGGGUGAAUACAUACUGGCAAGGGGCGAUCGUGCGACUAUCAAAGUUGCACAGCGCUGAGCAGAAUCGCUCAUCCUCUUAG
Chondrus crispus (carragheen) is the source of this 177-nucleotide messenger RNA. RefSeq lists its product as hypothetical. Lineage: Eukaryota; Rhodophyta; Florideophyceae; Gigartinales; Gigartinaceae. The record is from RefSeq and is a predicted model, not a curated record. Bases 1 to 177 code for a protein of 58 amino acids. The transcript has a single exon.